Gongylonema pulchrum is the source of this 954-nucleotide messenger RNA. NCBI's taxonomy places the organism in Eukaryota, Metazoa, Nematoda, Chromadorea, Rhabditida, Gongylonematidae. The record is from the annotation of a GenBank genome assembly.
AUGGCGCGGAAGAAGGAGUAUCCUGUGGCCGGCGACGCGUCAAGCGGGGGCGCUGGCGCCAACGCCGGCAAUAACGUGAAAAGACCGCCAAAUCCGAAUGCAGCGCCAAGCGGCUCGCAAACCAAAGUGGACAUCACUGCUCGCAUCAAUACCCCGAUGAAGCGAAAAGAGAUUCCGUUUGCUGCUACGAAUGCGCAUGCCGUAUACGAUGUUGCCGAUCUGCGUGCUCAGCUUGGUUCGUUCGGUCUAACGCAUCGCCUCGAUACAGUGCAGUAUAUGGUGAAUCAUCGCGGCCACUUCGAGCAGUUCAUUGAUGUCCCUUUUGAUCGUUAUGUGAAUGAUCUGAGCCGUCCGGGUACUUAUGCGGGUCAAGAUGCUCUUGUUGCGUUUGCACGGCUUCAUGAAGUGAACAUCAUCAUUCACCAGCUAAAUCGACCGCUCUGGAAGAUCCAGGGCACCGAAGACAGCAACGCACCGGAACUUCACCUUUCCUAUCAUAACGGCGAGCAUUAUUCGAGUGUGCGUCGAUUCGGUGAUAUCGCCAAUACACCAGCCGGAAUCCGCAUCAUGGUACCAGCAGCUGCAGCACCACCACAUUUGCUGAAACACUGCAGUAACACAUCGAACGAAACGAGAACCGAACGAACUUAUUUACACGGCGAUGACGAAUUCACUACCUUGGUUCAUGAAGUGCGAGUAAUGAAUCGUACUGGCUGCCGUGAUGGAGCUAUGGCAACCGAGGCGUUAAUCGAAAGUUCCGGCGAUAUGGAUCAGGCAGUGGAUUACCUUCUUUCAAUUGCAUUAUUUGUUGGCUCCGGUGAUGAAGAAAAUCUUUCCAAAACUAUCAGCCAAAACACCAUGGAUAUGUCAGGUCUGAAGAGGCUUUUCAUUGUUUCGCAUUGCUGCAGCGCAGAAAUUUCCUCACCGAAACACACAAUUGGCUUUCUAAUUUGA